UCUUCUCCCUUUCUCCUCCUCUUAGAAAACAACCCUCCUUUUAAAAAUAGAAGAAAAAAUAAAUAGAUUCCUGAUUACCAUAUUUCGAAAACCUUUCUCCCUCUAAAUGCUAUUAUAUUCAUUUGUCGCAGAGAAUCAUCAUCAGAUAUUCAAAUCAAUUCUCAUUAACAUAUCCUUCAAUCUAAUCUCCAUAAAUGAUUAUUAUAAUUUCCCAGCAUUGUAAAUCACCUCCUUCAUACUGAAAAGGCAAUGCCGCCUGUAGAUUCCUUUUCCGAAUGGGAUGAGUUGGACGAGUCGGAUGGUUUCCUUCGUGAAUUUGCUGAGAUUGAUCCUUCUCAUCGAUACGGUCGUUAUCUAGAUGUGUUGGGAAAGGGCGCAUUCAAAACAGUCUAUAGAGCUUUUGAUGAAUUGGAAGGCAUAGAAGUUGCAUGGAAUCAGAUUAAAGUAGCCGAUGUCAUAAGGAGUACAGAUGACUUGGACCGUCUGUAUUCUGAAGUCCAUUUGCUCAAGACUCUAAAACACAAGAACAUAAUCAAGUUUUACGCCUCAUGGGUCGACACCAAGCAUGGCAAUAUCAAUUUCAUCACCGAGAUUUUCACAUCGGGAACAUUGCGUCAGUAUCGAAAGAAACACAUGCAUGUACAUUUGAGAGCUUUGAAGAAUUGGUCGAAGCAGAUCUUGGAGGGCCUUCUUUAUCUCCAUAGUCAUGACCCUCCGGUUAUGCAUCGGGAUUUGAAAUGUGACAACAUAUUUGUUAAUGGAAACAAUGGAGAAGUGAAAAUCGGUGACCUUGGAUUAGCAGCCAUUCUUCGCCAGGCUCAUUCAGCUCACAGUGUCAUUGGGACUCCGGAGUUCAUGGCACCAGAGCUUUAUGAGGAAGAAUACAAUGAGUUGGUAGAUAUAUAUGCUUUUGGCAUGUGCUUGUUGGAGCUUGUGACCUUGGAGUACCCAUAUGUUGAAUGUGCCAAUGCAGCUCAAAUAUACAAGAAAGUAACAUCAGGUGUCAAGCCUGCAUCAUUGCAGAAGGUGAGGGAUCCUGGAGUAAGAGAAUUCAUAGAGAAAUGUAUUGUCAAUGCCUCUGAGAGAUUAACUGCGAAAGAAUUACUAAUGGAUCCUUUUCUUCAAUCGGAUGGAGUCAAUGAGAAUUUAGGCAGUUCUCUGCAAUGUCAAUCUGAUCUGAAUUACUCAGAUGAUAGUUGUCAUAGCUCCAAUGCAAAAACUACCUUAAGGGUUAAUGAUACCCUGCCUUGCGUAAGUCGAGACUUCAUGGUGGAAGGUGAAAGAAAAGAUGUCAACACUGUAUUUUUAAAACUCCGAAUACUAGAUUCCACUGGUCAUAUUCACAAUAUCCAUUUUCCAUUUGAUAUUGAAGCGGACACAGCAAUAAGUGUUGCUAGUGAAAUGGUGGCAGAGUUGGACCUUACAGAUCAUGAUGUAACAACCAUUGCCACAAGGAUUGACUCAGAAAUACAAGCUCAUGUUCCAGAAUGGAUACCAGGAGAAGCUCUCGAAGAUAGUUCUGGUGAUUUGGUGUCAGUUUCAGACAAAUGCGAAUCUGAAGAUAAAGACGAAUGUUCCACAUUAAUGAGUGAUUCGAAGCAUCCUUCAGGUGGUUUCAUCUUAGAACAGCUUCCAUCAUGUCGAAUGUAUCAGUUUGAUUCCCCCAACGAAGGCAAUGAAGGCUCUCCACUGAUGCACUGCAGAUCAAAUAUGUCAUCUGAAGUAGAUCUAUAUAUCAGCGAUGGCUGCUUGAGUGGAGUUUUUGAAAGGACAAACUCUCCUGACAAUCACGAGAACAGAGGAGAUAAUCCAACUAUUAUAGAUUCCCAGAGUCAGAAGAAUGAUCCUAGCUUGUUGACUCAUAGUAGCACAGAGGAUAAUGAUGCCUCAACAUGUUUGGAACAGGAAAAUGCAACAUGCACUGAAGAGGUUCGUCAAGUAAAGAACAAAGCUGCUUCUCAUGUUUAUUUUCAGUUGAAUGGUGGUGAAAAUGGUGGCAUUGUGGACCUGCACACUGGACAUGGUGCAUCUUCAUUUCACGAAAACCAUGAAGCAGUUACUGAGCAUGAGAUAGAGGAUAUCAAAAUGAUUGCUAGGAAAUUGGAGGAUCUGUUGCUGGAGCAACAUAAAGAAGUUGAUGAGUUGAAGGGAAAGCAUGAUAUGGCCAUGACAGAUGUUAUGGAGGGACUGACUCCAGAACUUCAGUGUCACACUUUAAAUAUGUGUCACUUGAAGGUAAUUGAUUGUAAGACACACAACAAGGUGCACUGGCAAUCAGGAUAUUCUACAGAUCCCCGUUCCCUCUUAGUCUUACCACCAGAAGAUUGUCCAUCUCACUUCUGCGAUAGUCAUGUGGAUAGAACUCUGGAGGAUACUCUAAUUGCACCUGCUGGGCCAAAUAAGAGCAACAACUCAGCAGGAAGCUCUAAAUUUCUUCGCAUUGUUGGUGAAGUUUGGAAGCAGGCGUCUGUACAUGGAUCAAAGUUUUUUGAAGGGGAUAUUAAGUCUUCCGAUAAGGGUAUUGCUAUAAUUUUGGGAGAAGUGAUGCUUUGAUUUUGGGAUAUCAUGUGCUGAAGCCUAAGAGAUGCAGGCGAACACGGCAACAUGAAUGGAUAUCCUAUGGCAGGAAUUCAUCUUGGACUCUCCCAGUAACUUUCGAGGUUCUGCAGUGUCAUGUAAUAGAUUUAUUAUUGAUCAUGUGAUGCUGCCAGAAGAGAACAGACUCUGGUCAGAAGUGUCCUACUCUUUAAGUUCAAUAAUCUUUCUAAUUAAGUUAAGCUCACAGUGGGUAUGAUCCAUCUAACUAGGUGCUGGUUCCAUUUUGAAUCAUGCUUCUUGGUUGUUCAUAUUCUGCUAGCAUUUUUGAACAAACAUUUCCCAACUCCCACACCAGAAUCUUUUGCCGCUUUUCUCCAUGCUUCUUGCAACUAUAGCCCUACCAGCAGUUUGCUUUAUAUAAGUUUGUCCAGGCCCGAACAAAUGCCUAGCCAUUUUUCAAUGAGCUUUGGCAACCUUGCAUCUUUUGUUUUGAUGUGGUCCCAUCCAUAUGUAUAUUGUACAUAUAUGUUCAUUGCGAAUCAUUUAACAACACUAGUGAUUUUAAGGUAAUUUUUAUUGUUUUGUGCAAUUUGUAUCUUAAAGAGAGUCAUAUUGGGAAUAUUUUCUAUAGAAAUAUUUUUGCCUUUA
Messenger RNA from Magnolia sinica, 3186 nucleotides. Its product is annotated as probable serine/threonine-protein kinase WNK3. Lineage: Eukaryota; Viridiplantae; Streptophyta; Magnoliopsida; Magnoliales; Magnoliaceae. Gene Ontology annotation, cellular component: cytoplasm. Gene Ontology annotation, molecular function: ATP binding; protein serine/threonine kinase activity. The coding region runs from base 250 to 2553 and encodes 767 amino acids. The record is from RefSeq and is a predicted model, not a curated record. Gene Ontology annotation, biological process: intracellular signal transduction; protein phosphorylation. The transcript has 8 exons.